GACCUGUCAAUCAAGGCGUCUCCCACUCGCAAGGCCACCUUCGCCAUCGGGCAGGAGCCGGAGGAUGCGCCGCACGACGACGAUGGGGAAGCCGAGCCAGGUGUCCUCGCACAUUCACAAGGCCUGCCGCCCGAGAACACGCCAAUCAACAAUCAGUCGGUGCACAGAGUCCUCAGAUUUGCAGCCACGAGGGCAUCAGCUCAAAGGAAUGGCUACGCCUUCUUCAUCUUUGGGCCAACGAAUCCGGUCAGGAUGUUUUGCCUCAACAUUCUCGAGUCAGAGGUGCAGAUUGGCCCGGACAAGAUUAAGAUCUUCGACAACGCCAUCCUCUUCUGCAUCCUUGUCUCCUCUGUCGGCAUGGCCAUGGAUUCGCCCCUCUCUGACCCGUCGGCCCCCUGGACGCAGGUCCUCCGAAGAGGGGAUCAGGUGUUUGCGGUGAUCUUCGCACUGGAGAUGGUCAUAAAGCUAAUCGCUUACGGCCUGUUCUGGUGCGAGCAUGGCUAUCUCAAAGACGGCUGGAACGUCUUGGACGGGGUGGUAGUCAUCAUCACCUUGUUGGACUUCUUGAUGGAAGGCAGCGGCGGUGGAUUCCUGAAGACCGUGCGAAUCCUGCGAGCCCUUCGGCCACUGCGACUCAUUUCGAGGAACCAGAACCUCCGAGUCGUGGCUCAGACCAUCUUCUCCUCUCUGCAAGAUCUUCUGAGUCUGAUGGUUGUGGCUCUUCUCUUUCUCCUGAUUUUUGCGCUCUUCGCCACCAGCAUGCUCUCUGGAAGGAUGUACAGCUGCAACGAGACGUCAGGGACGGUGACGUU
This is a messenger RNA of Symbiodinium sp. CCMP2456, 812 nucleotides long. Lineage: Eukaryota; Dinophyceae; Suessiales; Symbiodiniaceae. The record is from the annotation of a GenBank genome assembly.